AUGAUGUUUGGCUCAAUUAAAAAUUUAAUUAUCGUAGCAGUCGGUGCGACAAUGUUGACAAAGAUUGUUGCUGAUGAUCUCCAAAUAGACGUUCUUGUUGCAGUUCCUGAAAGUGAAUGCAUUGCUGCAACAGCUGGUGACAAAAUCAAAGUACAUUACGCAGGUUCUCUUGAGGAUGGCACAGAAUUUGAUUCUUCCUACAACAGAGGUACACCAAUAUCUUUCCAAUUAGGUGCAGGCCAAGUGAUCGCAGGAUGGGACCAAGGAUUAGAGGGCUGUUGCAUUGGAGAAAAAAGAAAAUUGACCAUCCCACCUAACUUAGCAUACGGGGACAGAGGAAUUGGUCCAAUUCCUGGGGGAGCAACUCUUACUUUUAUUGCUGAAUUGGUUGAUAUCGAAGGCUCUAAAUCCCCUAGGGAUGAACUCUAG
Molecule: messenger RNA, 429 nt
Organism: Dujonia railenensis
Lineage: Eukaryota; Fungi; Ascomycota; Pichiomycetes; Serinales; Debaryomycetaceae
Source: the annotation of a GenBank genome assembly